UGAUUACCAUAAACAGGUAAACUAUCCAAGGCUUUAUUUACGUUUUAUCUACGAGGAUAAAGGCUUUGGAGAAGGUUUGUUUAUUUUGGUAUGCAAAGUGUUUCACAGUAUGGCAGCGUUCCGCAAUCUAAAAUCUUCUAGUCUCACGCGGUCAUUCAUCGGUUGUCUCAAGGGGCAUCUCAAGCAUAGCCAGAACUAUUCAGCGACAUUACCUCGGUUGACGGAGGUUUUUAAACGAACCUAUACAUUAGAGAUUAAUGAAUUAGGGCAAAUCCAACAGAUUAAUCGCAGAAAAUCAUCUUCGAAUGGAUUGGGAAAUCUAGACGAUGGAGGACCCGAACCAAUGUACGACAAAGUCAACUCUGGUUAUCAAAUCUUCCAUUCGAAAGAAGCAUUUAAAUUUUUUGGAGGUGGUGAAAUACCAGAACUAGUAUUGGCUUAUGAAACGUGGGGAGAGCUGAACAAGGGAAAAGAUAAUGUUAUAUUGCUCUUUACUGGCCUUUCGCCUUCGUCACAUGCUAGAAGUCAUCAGGAAAACCCAAAUCCUGGUUGGUGGGAGAGAUUUAUCGGACAUGGGUGUGCAUUGGAUACGGAUAAAUUUUUCGUGAUUUGUGUGAACGUCAUUGGUGGGUGUUAUGGAUCAAGUGGCCCCUCUUCCAUUAACCCUUUAACUGGAAAGCAUUACGGUACAACGUUCCCAUGCGUUCGCGUCCAAGAUAUAAUAACAUCUCAAUUUCUAUUGCUAGAUUAUCUCGGAAUUAAUACGAUUCAUGGCAGUGUUGGUUCGUCUUUGGGUGGAAUGUCCUCGCUACUUGCAGCAGCAAUGUUUCCAAACAGAGUGAAACGAGUUGUAUCCAUAUCAUCGUGUGCGCAGUCACACCCUUCGUCCAUAGCUCAGAGAUACAUCCAACGUCAGGUACUAAUGAGUGAUCCAAACUGGAAUAAUGGAUUCUAUUAUGAUGGGCCGUUUCCUUUCUUAGGAAUGAAAAACGCCAGAUCUAUUGCGACAGCGAGUUAUCGAAGUGGUCAAGAAUGGGAAACAAGAUUUGGCCGGAGAAAAAUUGAGAAGCCGCGUGAAGGCCAAACAAACCCUUGUUUGGGUGCCGAAUUUAUGAUUGAAGGUUAUCUUGAUCACCAAGGUGAAAGCUUUUGCUUGAAAUAUGAUCCAAAUUCCAUGUUGUAUAUCUCCAAGGCUAUGGAUCUUUUUGACUUGGGAGACGGUUGUAGUUCUAUCAUUGAAGGAGUGUCCAGGAUAAAAUGUCCUUCUCUGAUUAUGGGCGUCCAAUCAGAUCUGCUUUUUCCAGUGCAACAACAAAGAGAACUGGAAGUACUAUUGAAAGAAUCAGGGAAUCAUUCAGUGACUUAUUACGAAUUACCCUCCAUAUUUGGUCAUGAUACGUUUCUUCUGGAUGUCAAUGCAGUUGCAGCCGCAAUCAAGGGUCACCUUGAAACAGAUUUAACAUUCGUGGGAAAGAAGUCCAAAUCAUGAUGAUAAAUACCAACACCAUAAAAGCGCAAGACAUUA
Dendronephthya gigantea is the source of this 1525-nucleotide messenger RNA. RefSeq names its product serine O-succinyltransferase-like. Gene Ontology annotation, biological process: L-homoserine metabolic process. NCBI's taxonomy places the organism in Eukaryota, Metazoa, Cnidaria, Anthozoa, Malacalcyonacea, Nephtheidae. The transcript is spliced from 13 exons. Gene Ontology annotation, molecular function: L-serine O-acetyltransferase activity; homoserine O-acetyltransferase activity. The coding region runs from base 110 to 1489 and encodes 459 amino acids. The record is from RefSeq and is a predicted model, not a curated record.